Molecule: messenger RNA, 840 nt
Organism: Ixodes scapularis (black-legged tick)
Lineage: Eukaryota; Metazoa; Arthropoda; Arachnida; Ixodida; Ixodidae
Exons: 4
Coding region: 1-840 (279 amino acids)
Source: RefSeq, a predicted model, not a curated record
AUGGCAACUUUCAACUUUUCAGAGGAGUCACAGUUUAUAUUCGACCUGGAGAAGACCGUCAAAAGAUACGCGGAUCAUUUCGCAGCUCGACACGAAACCUCCGUAGAUUUUGUUGACAUCUCGGCAGAGCAUGCUCUGAUGCAGGAGCGCGGGGUGUACAAAAGGUUCAAGCUGACCGUGACAGCGACUAACAUGGAGUUUGGAGAUGCCAUCGGGGAACACAGACAACCCACACAGGUCUACACCACCACGUUUACAAACAGACAGAGGACGGAUGCAAUAUACAGCGUAUCGCAUUCCUACACAAACACAGAGUCUGCUGCCUCCAAGUUGGUGAAGGGAUUCCAGACGAACUACAAAACCACCUUUUCUAUCGGAGCACCUCUUAUUGCUAGUGUAGGCGGCUCGUAUAGCUUCCAGUACAGCCUCAGCAAGACGAAGAGUGACAUACACACCAAGAUCGAAACGUUGAAAAUCGAGGUCAAGGUGGCCGUGCCGAGUAACAAGACGGUUCAAGUCACGUGGUACGUCAUCAACAAUGUCGUGGACUUUCCUUGGACAGCCACGGUAAUUGUCAGAGGACGGUUUGCCGUCUGGUUCGACCGGAAAGUCGACGAUCACCAUCUCUGGUUCUUCCCUGCCUCCGUCUUGGCCCAUAUAGAUGCCAACCUGACCAUCAUCGAUCGUUUUACUGUCAGCUUUGAGGCCGAAGGUUUCUUCAGGAAGGUCGCCACCCACGACUCCAGGGUCUUUACGUACGAGUUGGAGAGCUCCAGACGAGCGACGCCCGCGACUUCGACGCGACCAAAGAAGUUUAUAACGCCGUUCCCUUUACAGUAG